Psilocybe cubensis is the source of this 1209-nucleotide messenger RNA. RefSeq lists its product as uncharacterized. Bases 1 to 1209 code for a protein of 402 amino acids. The record is from RefSeq and is a predicted model, not a curated record. The transcript has a single exon. Lineage: Eukaryota; Fungi; Basidiomycota; Agaricomycetes; Agaricales; Agrocybaceae.
AUGCCUUUAAAACCAUCAACUCGACCAAAUACCUUACAUAUCUUGGAGUUGUUCGCAUUCACCCUUCCCGAGAUCAUCCUGAUGGUCGCACUGUGCUGUUUCGUUUAUCCAACCGCUGUACCAAACUUUCUAUCAAUUCUCCUCAUCUUCUCCUUCACUGCAGAGCACUGGCUGCCAACAAAUGAGCCAGAUCCAACUGCAAAUAUUCGAACAUCUUUCACCCGACCGCGCAAGAGUGACACCCUCCAUCAUACGCACAUCGAAAUCGGCGGAGCACAGCACGGCCCUCAGUGGAAGGCCUACCUGAACCAAUCAUGCGGGCAAGCCCUGCGCACCCAGUCCGUUAUGUACAACUCGAAAACCUUCAAGGUCGACCUACUGUGGCACUGCCGGUCCAAGGCGACGUUGGACAGUUUACGCGAAGUUGUCAACGCACUUUCACCUCCAUACAGCACCUGCGGGACAUCGGCAUCGAGAACUCCAGGUCUAGAAUUGAAUGUCGAAGUCGUCAAAUCUCACACCCCUACAGACAUCGUCGAGGCCGUGGAUCAGCCUUCUUUGGAUCUAUAUCGGUUGUCGAACCUUCAAAAGUUGACCUGGAAAGGAUCCUACCCUUAUUUUCUUUUUGCACGGCCGCAAUAUCGGACAUUUGGGGAUAUUUUGCGUGGUCGGACGACCGAGGUUAUGUUUCCUCGGCUUGCGGAGUUGCGUCUAGUUGACUGCAAUCUACAACCUGGAGAUAUGGUAGAAAUCCUUCGACGCUGUCCGGUAUUGACUUCUUGCGAGAUUGACCAGCUUAGGCACAACCCGGAUUCUACUAUUUACCCCAAUCUCCAUGAACAUAAUCAUUUUGGGGGACAUUUUGGUCAAUGGAUUGCCACCGAUGCCGACUCUAGUACCUCUGAUAUUGUGUCCCAUCCAUCGCUAAAACAUUUAAAGAUAUCAUCUACUCUAGACCUUCGUCAGUUUUUCAGCAGCGUGUCUACCCCGAAUCUGCAAUCUCUGCAUCUUCAGUUUUCGCCCUGGAGCCAUUUCCCAGAUUCUAUACAGGAAUAUAUACCGUUUCUACAGGUUAAUUGGGAAUCGUUAACACAUCUCGAUGUGAUCGGCCCCAUAAACCAUUAUUCCUACCGCUGCCUGGGCACCUUCUUCGACUAUAAACCUUCUUUGCUGGGCAAAUGGUUCCUACGGGAUAACAGGACCCUCUGA